AUGCCUGCAGUUUUGCAAAGAAAUUGUACAUAUUGGACUCUGCUCCAGACCCUACUGAUCCUCACCUAUGUCUGGAGCAACGCCAAUGCCAUGCCCGAAGCCGACGCCGUCACCGUAUACAACACAGUGCAACGGACCUCUGUCGUUGAGGCAACACCGACAGCUCCAAUGCCUGCAUCGUACACGUCACUUGACGACUUCAAAGACACCAUGUUGAAAACAACGAACAACUACCGGAAAAUUUACCAAGCAGAUUCUCUAUCCUGGAAUGAUGAGCUCGCGGACUACUCACGCAAAUGGGCGAAGGGAUGCCUUUGGAAACACUCGGACGGACAAUAUGGCGAAAAUCUUGCAUUUGGCUAUCCAAACACAUCUGCCGCGGUAGAUGCGUGGGCCGACGAGGUCAAAUUGUACAAUUUCAACAAGCCCACCGGCUUCUCUGAGAAAACUGGCCACUUCACGCAGCUCGUUUGGCAAUCGACGACGGAAGUGGGCUGUGCAGCUAUCAAUUGCGGAUUUGACAAGAACAAGAGGUCCAUUCGGGAUGAUGCAUUCAACACUGACGAUGUGAAGAUGGACGACCACCGGAUUCGGCCACGAGAGGCCGAUGGUACAACACGCGCGCAAGGCUGGUAUGUGGUCUGUGAAUAUAAACCGCCGGGAAAUAUUGUCGGCGACAACAACAAAUACUUCAAGGAGAACGUCAAGCCUGCGAAUGGGUCAACGAGUCCGUCCUCAUCAACGAGCGCCUCUGGAAGUCAAGAGACAGGCGGAGCAAUGGCGUGGACUGCAACCAGCACACGGUCACUACUCUGGUCUACUGUGGUGGCGAUCACGACUGUCAUGAUCGGGACGAACCUUUACAGCUGA
Molecule: messenger RNA, 870 nt
Organism: Penicillium diatomitis
Lineage: Eukaryota; Fungi; Ascomycota; Eurotiomycetes; Eurotiales; Aspergillaceae
Product: putative extracellular SCP domain protein Pry1
Exons: 2
Coding region: 1-870 (289 amino acids)
Cellular component (GO): extracellular region
Source: RefSeq, a predicted model, not a curated record